AUGGUCAAGGUGAAAGUUCCGAGCGAAUACAUGGGACAGAUGUGUGGUCUGUGCGGCAACAACAACGGUGUCCGUAGCGACGACUUCAUGUUACCCGACGGCGAAAUUACCAACAGCAGAAAAACUUUCGCGAACAGCUGGUACAUCGACACGAGAAAUGUGACUUGUCCAGAUCCCCCUCCUGGCCACUGCGAGGAACACAUACGGACAGCUGCUGAAGCGGCGUGUCAGAUACUAAAAGACACGGACGGCCCGUUUGCUGUCUGCCACAACACCGAGGAUCCUGAGCCUUUCUUCCAAAGUUGCGUCAUCGACAUGUGCGCGUGGGGCAUAAGCACCACUGCACUUUGUCAGAAUCUGGAAACCUACGCUGACGAGUGCAGAGAAGUUGGUGUGGCACCAUUUGCUUGGCGGACGGACGAUCGCUGUCCUCUAGACUGUCAACCGGAUAGCACGUACUCUAUAUGCACCACUCCCUGCCCUGCCACCUGCCCGAACCCGAACGCUCCAAAGCAAUGUACCGAGAGCUGUGUAGAAGGCUGCGAGUGCAAUCCUGGCUAUCUGCUUAGUGGACAAAAUUGUGUUCUAGAGGAGCAGUGUGGCUGCAUCAGCGACUACGGGCGUUAUUUCAUGCUCGGAGAACAAUGGCGGGAGAACGGUUUUGACUGUGUCUGCGAAGAGGGGAACGUCAUGGCUUGUGAAUCCGUCACGGCAAUCAUGCCCAUUUAUAUACCCUGCGAUGAGGCUGCAGAAACGACCGUCUGCUAUGCAUGGGGAGACCCGCACUACCACAUGUUCGACGGGGACGAGCAUCACUUCCAGGGCCCGUGCAGGUACACCUUAGCUAAGGACCAAGGCACCAGCUGUGACUUCAUCGUGGAGGCACAGAACCAACCGAUCACCUCAGCCCCACACCUGUCCUUUGUCAGAGACGUGUACGUGGAGGCGUACGGACUGACCGUUGGACUUCAUCAGGGAAAACUCGUGACGGUGGACGGUGAGUUGCACUCGCUGCCCUUCAGCAAAGCCCUUAAUAAGAUCCAGGUCUACCUGAGUGGCCUUUUUGUCUACGUGUGGCUGGUGGCAGUUCCAGAUGACUACAGUGGAAGUAUGUGCGGUCUGUGCGGCAACUUCAACGGUUUCUCGGGGGACGACUUCAUGACACCCGACGGGACCAUUGUCGCAGAUGUCAACAUCUUCGGAAACAGCUGGCUCACCGAUAAUGAGACUUGUCCAGACGAUCCCCCAACAGACCCGCCUGACGGUUGUAGCGACGCCCUAAAAGCAGCUGCUGAGGCGGAGUGCGGGGUGCUUACAGAUGACCCAGGCCCGUUCGCCUCCUGUCAUGGCCGCCUGGACCCACAACGUUUCUUCGAUACCUGCGUUUUCGACCUCUGCGGCUUGGGAGGAGACACCAGGGGGCUUUGUCAGAACCUGGAAGCCUACGCCGAAGCCUGUGUGCAAGCUGGCGGGGCUAGAUUCUCUUGGCGGACGCCAGAUCGCUGUCCUUUGAACUGUGGGGGAAACAGCACGUUCUCCACAUGCGCCAGUUUGUGUCCUGCCACCUGCCUGAACCCAACCGCUUCCGAGAAGUGUGACCGUAACUGUACAGAAGGAUGUGAAUGCGACGAGGGAUUCCUGCUGAGUGGGCAGACGUGCGUUCUGGAAUCGCAGUGCGGCUGCACCGGCGAUGAAGGGCGUUAUUUCGUGCUUGGAGAACGCUGGGGAAGAGAGGGUGAGACCUGCGUCUGCGAGAUGGGGGGCAACAUUACUUGUGAGGCCUGCAGUGAAGAUGACGGCCACGAAUUAGUGCUCGUGAAUGGAGUCUUGGAAUGCCUGUGUGUCGAGGACCGUUGUAACGAGUGCCUCUCCGAUCCGUGUCAGAAUGGCUCCUGUAUCGACAGAGUCAACGGCUACACCUGUGACUGUUUUGCUGGCUAUGAAGGCGUUCACUGUGAAACAGAUAUUGACGAGUGUGCAGUGAGCUCAGACAAUUGUGACAGUGACGCAACGUGCACGAACACGCCCGGAUCGUUCACAUGCGCGUGCAACAGUGGUUACCAGGGAGACGGCAGGAGCUGUGUCGAUAUGGACGAGUGUGCGCUGGGCACAGAUGACUGUGACAGUGACGCAACGUGCACGAACACGCCCGGAUCGUUCACAUGCGCGUGCAACAGUGGUUACCAGGGAGACGGCAGGAGCUGCGUUGAUAUUGACGAGUGUGCGCUGGGCACAGACGACUGUGACGGUAACGCAACGUGCACGAACACGCCCGGAUCGUUCACAUGCGCGUGCAAUAGUGGCUACCAGGGAGACGGCAGGAGCUGUGUCGAUAUUGACGAGUGUGCAGUGAACACAGACGAUUGUAACGGUAACGCAACGUGCACGAACACGCCGGGAUCGUUCACAUGCGCGUGCAAUAGUGGUUAUCAGGGAGACGGCAGGAGCUGCGUUGAUAUUGACGAGUGUGCGAUGGGUACAGACGACUGUGACAGUGAGGCAACGUGCACGAACACGCCCGGAACGUUCACAUGCGCGUGCAAUAGUGGCUACCACGGAGACGGCAGGAGCUGUGUCGAUAUUGACGAGUGUGCGGAGGACACAGAUGACUGUGAUAGCGACGCAACGUGCACGAACACGCCCGGAACGUUCACAUGCGCGUGCAAUAGUGGCUACCAGGGAGACGGCAGGAGCUGUGUCGAUAUGGACGAGUGUGCGCUGGGCACAGAUGACUGUGACAGUGACGCAACGUGCACGAACACGCCCGGAUCGUUCACAUGCGCGUGCAACAGUGGCUACCAGGGAGACGGCAGGAGCUGUGUUGAUAUUGACGAGUGUGCGAUGGGCACAGACGAUUGUGACGGUAACGCAACGUGCACGAACACGCCUGGAUCGUUCACAUGCGCGUGCAAUAGUGGUUACUGGGGAGACGGCAGGAGCUGUGACACCGAUAACCUGGUCAUCGCCCCGCCCCGCUGGGUCCUGCAGUACCUGCAGGACGCCUCCGCCCCCAACACGGGCCUGCAGCUGCCGGAAAUACGGGACUUCGACCCUUCUCGUGGUUUGCCAGAUCAACUACCCAGGACCUUCAUUCAAAAUAUCCAGGGCCGGAAGAUAAGGGACGAGCUCAGGCAAACCAUCGAUGUCUCAGUGUUCCGAGACGGAUAUUGGAUUGAUCUGGAGAUAAGCGCUGACUAA
Molecule: messenger RNA, 3198 nt
Organism: Branchiostoma belcheri (Belcher's lancelet)
Lineage: Eukaryota; Metazoa; Chordata; Leptocardii; Amphioxiformes; Branchiostomatidae
Product: fibrillin-3-like
Exons: 23
Coding region: 1-3198 (1065 amino acids)
Molecular function (GO): calcium ion binding
Source: RefSeq, a predicted model, not a curated record